UCACUACAGGAAUCCUGCUGUGGAGGAUCAAGCCAUCGACCGAGUCCAUCGGCUGGGGCAGACUCGGGAGACUGUGCACAUUCUCCGCUUCAAAGUCAAGGACACUGUCGAAGAUCAAAUGCUGGUGGUACAAGAGAAAAAAGCGAGGGUGGCGCGAAACGCCC
Messenger RNA from Nannochloropsis gaditana CCMP526, 164 nucleotides. RefSeq lists its product as uncharacterized. The annotation marks the transcript as partial. The record is from RefSeq and is a predicted model, not a curated record. The transcript has a single exon.